AUGAAGUGCGAUCGCUCGAAAAUCAUCGACAAGUCUGAAGACGUCCACGACAUUUGCAAUAAGGAGUGCGCAGAUGUCACCAAGUCUAUCGAUGAGUUCUACACGAAAUAUGGCCACUACAGCCCGGUUACAUGGCUCCACAAAAGAUGCGGUUUCAUCACUAGAGGCAACUGUGAUUUCUUAUUUCGAGAGUAUUUCCCAAUGUGCUAUUGUCUCACCCCGAUCGAAGGUGCCGGACACAGAAGCAGCUACGCACUCACCUGCCGUUAUGCCAUUACGGGCAUCCGCAAUGUGUUGAACGCUGCUAUCUACGCCAGACAACGCGAGGCGAGACUGAAACAGGAGCAAUUACGCAAGCUCCGCGCGAGGAAAAAACCCUAGGGACAUAUCCAGGAUCGA
Messenger RNA from Bemisia tabaci, 399 nucleotides. Lineage: Eukaryota; Metazoa; Arthropoda; Insecta; Hemiptera; Aleyrodidae. The record is from RefSeq and is a predicted model, not a curated record.